This is a messenger RNA of Daldinia childiae, 1206 nucleotides long. Its product is annotated as Actin cytoskeleton-regulatory complex protein END3. Gene Ontology annotation, biological process: actin filament organization; endocytosis; actin cortical patch assembly. The coding region runs from base 1 to 1206 and encodes 401 amino acids. Gene Ontology annotation, molecular function: protein binding; calcium ion binding. The record is from RefSeq and is a predicted model, not a curated record. The transcript is spliced from 3 exons. Gene Ontology annotation, cellular component: cytoplasm; actin cortical patch; mating projection tip. NCBI's taxonomy places the organism in Eukaryota, Fungi, Ascomycota, Sordariomycetes, Xylariales, Hypoxylaceae.
AUGGCACCUCGCAUCGAGGCUCAGGAGAUCGAAACGUAUUGGAACAUAUUCACAACCAGGACCAAUGGCGGCAAAUACUUAACGGGCGAGCAAGCGGCGCCGCUACUGAAGAACAGUGGGUUACGGGACGACCAGCUUGAGCGUGUAUGGGAUGUAGCCGAUGUAGACAACGAUGGUAAUCUCGACUUUGAGGAGUUCUGUGUGGCUAUGCGCAUCAUCUUUGACAUAGUGAAUGGUGAAUAUGCCGAUGUGCCAGCGACGCUACCAGACUGGCUCGUCCCCGAAUCUAAAGCCCAUCUCGUCCAGGCCAACCGCGCCCUCACAGGCAAGCAGGCGCAGUUCGAACAAGUUGACGACGACUCGGAUACCCCGGGGCUCAAGGAUGGCUUCGAUUGGUAUAUGAACCCUCAGGAUAAAGCCAAGUAUGAAUCGAUAUACCAGGAGAGUCGAGACAUGCGAGGAGAAGUGGCCUUUAACUCCCUCGAGGACUUGUACGAAUCCCUCGACGUGCCCGACACCGAUAUCCGAUCAGCGUGGAACUUAAUCAACCCCUCGGCCUCGUCCACCGUCAACAAGGAUGCCUGUCUUGCCUUCCUCCACAUCCUCAAUAAUCGACACGAAGGCUACCGGAUCCCGCGCACGGUGCCCGCGUCCCUACGCUCCUCCUUUGAGCGCAACCAAAUCGACUACCAGGUCGAUAGCGCUCGCAACAACCCCGCCGCCUCGCGCUGGGCCGCUCGCGCCGACGAAAACACGUCGACCGGCCGCAAGGCCAAGUUCGGCGAUCAAUACCUAACGCGCCUCGGCCGCGGCGGCUUCAAGGCCGCGGGCACGGACUUCAGCUCCGCCCAGAGCGACGAGCAGUGGGAGGAAGUACGGCUAAAGAAGCAACUACAGGAGAUCGAGGACCGCAUGGCGAAGGUAGAAGCCGAUGCGAAUGCUCGUCGGGGUGGCGGAAAGCGGGAUACCAAACCUGCUCUCGUCAAGCGCGAGCUCGAGCAACUGCUCGACUACAAGCGUCGCGAAUUGAGAGAUAUAGAAGAGGGCAAGGGGAAGGCGAAGACGGGGAGCAAUCUUCGUGUUGUUGAGGACGAUUUGCAGACGGUGCGGGCGCAGAUCGAGGGCUUGGAGACGCAUCUCUCGAGCCGGAUGCAGGUUUUGGACCAGUUGAGGAGGGAGAUUGAGGAUGAGAAGGCGGGGAGGUAG